GGCGAACCGGGAGAACUGAGACACAGUGGCGUUGUUGGGGUAACCCGGGCCAUCAUCAUCUUCACUUCCCCUCUACUAUACCAAGGAAAGAGUGUUAUCACCAUGCAGCCGAUGGCAUGCAUCUGUUCCGCGAUACACAGCAGCCCAUAGUCACCAUGGCCACGGGCAGAAGCAUGGAAGGAAGGGGCGAGCAUGCGUGUCUCUUGGCCUUAUGCAGUGAUUCCCUUCACCACCUUGCCUGUCCCUCUUUCCCACCUUUGCAAAGUUCCUUCCCUGCAGAGUUCUUUUCCUGAAUAUCAGAAUACAUAUAUCUGCAAGGUAGCUACGUUAGGUUGCCCUGUGCUUUCCAGUUCUGAGGACUUCCCCUUGUAUUCUUACAUCCUUUCCAGGGCCUGUGUUCUUAGACUACCGGCAGUAUCUAAGUUUUCCUGGUGUAUUUAUCCACUAUAUUUUUGUUCGAAUAGCAACACAAUGGGCCUGUCCACAUUUCCACCGCAGUCGAAAACGGACAUCGAAAGUUACACCCACGAAAAGAUCCGCGCAUCAGACACCGGUGAUGAAGGUUUCAUCACCGCUUCCAGCAGCAGAGAAGGUGUUGUCCUUGAAAGCGACAAGAGCUGGUUCUUUUCUAGGCUUCAAAGGUUUGCCGGUAGUUAUGGCGUGGAAGAGCGGGGUGUUGAGCGGGUGCCGGAGGAUGAGAGGAGAGAUACAAGGGCUUCCAAGAUGGGCGGCGUGUGGCUGGCAGCCAACAUGGGGAUGCCUACUUUUGCUCUGGGGGCCGUGGCCGUGCCAAUCUUUGGACUGGGCUUUGUGGAUGCCGCGUUGAUUAUUGUACUCGUCAACAUACUCGGAGUUCUCCCCGUUUGCUUCUUUGCACUUUUUGGGCCAAAGUUUGGGUUAAGACAGAUUAUUCUGUCCAGGUUUUGGUUUGGACAUUAUGCGGUCAAACUUAUCGCGAUAUUUCAGAUUAUCACCUGUCUUGGGUGGGCAUCUGUCAAUGCCAUCGUUGGAGCUCAGCUGUUGAAGGCCGUCAACCCUGAUAUUCCCGGCUGGGCCGGGAUUCUCAUUGUGUCUUUGGCAACGCUGAUUAUCUGCUUGUUGGGUUACAAAGCUGUUCACUUUUACGAACGGUACGCGUGGAUUCCGUGCUUUGUGGUUUUUCUUGUUGUCAUGGGAGCGUUCAUAAAAUCCGGAGAGUUCGACAGCCUCCUGCCUCUGGCCACGGGGCCAAGUGAGAGGGGAGCUGUUCUUUCAUACAUCGGAGCUGUCUUUGGGUUUGCUGUCGGUUGGUCGGCAUACUCGGCUGAUUAUAGUGUCUAUCAGCCCUCGACACGAUCAACCAGGUCUACCUUUCUCUGGGUGUUUUCUGGGCUGACGUUUCCUCUUAUAUUUGUCAUGCUCCUCGGGGCUGCUAUUUCUACGGCUCUGGUCAAGAAUGAGGAAUACCAAAAGCACUAUGAGAACGCAGGUGUUGGAGGUCUCAUGGCGGCUGUGUUGACGCCGAAUGUUGAACCUGGGUUUGACAAGGCCUGUCUUAUCCUGGUGGCGCUCUCGAUCAUUGCGACCAACUGCCCCAAUAUCUAUUCGGUCUCAUUCUCGUUGCAGGCAUUGGCGAGACAGACUCAGCAAGUGCCGCGCUUCGUGUGGACUAUCUUUGGGACGGCAGUGUAUGUUGGGAUUGGUAUUCCUGGGUACAACCUCUUCGAAACCUGGCUCGAGACAUUCGUGUUGAGCACGGGAUAUUGGCUUUCGAUCUAUAUUGCCAUUGCCCUUGUGGAACACUUUUUAUUCCGCGGAGGAUUACGUGGAUUUUCAGGGUAUGAUGUGGGGGAUAUUCACAAGCCAGAGCUUUUACCACCGGGGUUCGCAGCCAUUGCUUCUUGCCUGGUUGGCGUUGUGGGUGUUGCUCUGGGGAUGUCUCAGGAAUGGUACACGGGGGUGAUUGCUAGGUUGUGUGGCGGGGAGGGGCACGGCGCUGAUGUGGGUGUUUGGCUGGGUUUUGCUUUUACUUUCAUCACAUAUAUUCCUCUGAGGGCUGUUGAAGGGAGUUGUUUUGGGAGAUGAGUGCUGGAGUGUUUUGAUGUAUAUGAACUAUGAUGAAACGAAUCUGGAGGAGAAUCUUUGAGGCAUAUGUGAUAGCGGCGGUUAGUCUCCCUGGAAUAACACAUGAUGUUCGGCCAAAAAUGUUUCCAAUCUUUUUCGUCGAUAUAUCCUCUUGGAACUU
Messenger RNA from Podospora pseudopauciseta, 2224 nucleotides. It is a transcript of the gene FCY21, whose product is annotated as Purine-cytosine permease fcy21. Gene Ontology annotation, molecular function: transmembrane transporter activity. Gene Ontology annotation, cellular component: plasma membrane; fungal-type vacuole membrane. NCBI's taxonomy places the organism in Eukaryota, Fungi, Ascomycota, Sordariomycetes, Sordariales, Podosporaceae. Gene Ontology annotation, biological process: transmembrane transport. The record is from RefSeq and is a predicted model, not a curated record. The transcript is spliced from 3 exons. Bases 193 to 2064 code for a protein of 623 amino acids.